Molecule: messenger RNA, 1145 nt
Organism: Lytechinus variegatus (green sea urchin)
Lineage: Eukaryota; Metazoa; Echinodermata; Echinoidea; Temnopleuroida; Toxopneustidae
Exons: 2
Coding region: 188-1108 (306 amino acids)
Source: RefSeq, a predicted model, not a curated record
AAUCACACCUCUCUAACUGUCAUUCCCUUCGCGAAUACUUACCAAACAUUUAGGCAUGUAAACAUUCUUUCUGCUUGCAACGCAAUCUAUUUUCAUAAAAGCAUUGGGUUGAACUGAACGAGUUAAUAAUUUUAGCCGACAUCACAACAUAUAGUUCUCAUAACAUCGGUCGACUUGACCAACCGAUAUGGCCCAAGAUCGACCACCGAUUCAUCGACCAAUUCGUGUUGGACUAUGGUGCGUCCCUCGAUCAACCUCAACUGUAUUGACCAAAUGUCUGAGCGCUAUUGACGGAAUGGACGUCUAUCUGGAGAUCUAUUCCUAUGCUGCGCUACUGAGAGGUUACUAUUCCACGUCGACGGGUCGUCAGCUUCCCCUCGACAUCGUCGGCAACGAGGCCGUCUACGAAGAGGCUAACGACAUAUGGGAGAAAAAUGUCGGCUACCGAAUGUCGUCGAGAUGGAUGUCAUAUCAUACCAUCAAGGAAGAUCUGGAAAAUGCCAACGGUGACUACAUUCUACUCAAGGAGAUGGCAUCAAAUCCAAUCGAUCCCCAGUGCCUUCCCGGAGGAUACAAAUACACAUUCCUCAUCCGGGAUCCGACUCGGGUUUACACUUCGGCUAGGAAGAUAGCCGGGUCGAAGUAUGCCGAAGUCGGCAUGAUAUCCUCCGAAGCCGACUUCGAUUUGAUCCGAGAUGACCCGAUCGAUAAUCAACCAAUGAAAUGGUACGAAAACCAGCAUCGGCUUUGGAAGUACGUAAAAGAGAACAUCGAUCCGAACCCGAUUGUUCUCGAUGCAUCCGAUAUCCUAACCCGACCAGGACCGACAAUCCGGGCAUUCUGCACCGCCGUCGGAUUCCCCUACUGCGAUAAACUUCUUCAGUUAAAACCGACGAGUGAAAUCCCAAACAAUUUUGUCACAGCGGGUAAAAACGUCUUCAAGGAGAUGUUUAUGUAUUAUGAGAGAGCUUUUACAAGCACGCGUUUCGUGCCAGAUGGACUUGGAUCUGUACCACGUGAAAGGUUGCCUGAUGAUGUCAUCAAAUGUGUUGAUCAUUCGAUGCCAUUCUAUGAGGAAAUGUUUCAGAGCAAACUAUGUGUUUUGUAAAUUUUGUUUUGCAUCAUCGUCAUCAUCAUCAUCAUCA